AAUUUAAAAAAAAACAUAGAAUUGAGAAAAUGGAACUCCAGGUGGACCCAGAUGCAUCCUUAUCGACAGCAGAUGAAAUAAUUUCAAUUCACAGCCAGUGGCAUCAUCCACACCAGAAAAUGAACAGAUUUUCUCGACGCUGAGACGCAGCUGUCGGAAAAAGCCCGUUCGGUCACCCUGUGAUGUCUGUGCGUCGGAUUUGCAUGUUCGGUGUUUCACAAAUAUCACAGGUCGACGGCCAAUACAUUCACCGAUGAAGUCAAAAACACCCAAAACUCGAAAGUCACCUAGACAUCCAAGAUUAUCAAGAGGCAGCGCAAAUGAAUCUCCUGAGGUUCCAAAGACGGCACAAAUUAAGAAAAGUGAUUUGAACAUGGGAAACUCUCCUGUUUUGCCAAGAAAAGUACACAAAAAAACUAAAGUCUUGAAAGAUUCUUUGGCUAGAAAUUUUGGUCCAGUUACACGCAGACGUUCUCUAUUGGGAUUUUCGAUUGGAGCAACAAAGAGGAAGGUUGAGGAAUGUGGAGAGAUCUCUUUUAACUCAUCACAUCCAGAAACCGGCUUUAUUCCCGACUCGGAUGAUUCUCCAUCGUCACCUAAGCGAGCACGUGUUGAUGAGACUCUACCGAAUUCACUGACGCAACUUUCCACAGAAGUGAACGAGAUAAAUGUUUCUCUGGCAGAAAAAGCUCCAACUUCUGAGGAGUCUCAAUUGAAGAAGAAUAUUGCCGAUGUAAAUGAAAUCUCCAAGUCAAUAAGACACAUAAGUAUAGAAGACAACAGAACAAUAGCUAAUGAGGUUUAUACACCAAUAACAGACUUUUAUUUAAAAGAGAUAAGAGCAGAAACUAAAGAAAACUCUAAACCUAUCGAUGCUUUUCUGAUGAAAGACAUUCUGUCACCAGCAAAUAAGAUUCCAAAUGCAGUGAGAGAAUUUAAGAGAGAAGAGAAGAUGUCUGAAACUAAUGUCAGCUCAAAAACAAUAGAAAACUUAAGAAUAGAGGAGAACAUGAAAGAAGCUUAUAGAUGCACUACGCCAAAAGAAAAAGAAAACAUGUCAGAAUCCAAGGAAAUUUCAGAACCUAUUCUAGACAUUAGAAUGACUACUAUUAAAAGGAUAAACGAUAUGCAUAGGAAUACCUCAAGUCCAAUCUUAACAAAUUUAGUAGAUAUCAGAACAGGAGAGCACAGUCAAUUAGAGACUAUGUCAAGAGCUGAGACAAUUCCCUCCAGUGGUGAAGACACAAUAGAAAUACCAAACGAUUCAAAUCUUCAACAGAGCGAAGAGCCAAACCUGCCCAAGGAAGACACUAGAAUAGAAGAAAGAACGUUAAGGCCCCUGAUAAGCACUCAACAAACUCAUCACAUCUUUGGAGAAUCAAAUGAGGAUAUUGUACACAGUUCAUCGUCGUCGGAGGAGGAGGAGGAGAAGGAGGAGUACUUGACUCUCAGAGAAGAUGUGACAUUACAACAUCAAAGACGUGAGGAGGAAAUCAACGAGACAGAGGAACAUGAGACUGAUUCUGCCGACAACAAAAGCAGAUGCAAUAUUAUGUGAACUGUUCAGGAAAAUCAUGUUUUUGAUUUUUAAUUGAUUUUUAAUGCACAUAGCUUAACCGAAAGUCCUAAAAAAAAGAUAUGUUAAUGGAAUGAAACGUCUUUGAGGAGAAUUCAUAUGGCGAAAUGAGUGGUUAUUGAAUUACAUUGAAGUGUUUGCAUUUAAUAUUAAACUUUAUUCGACAAGCUUAACACAGAAAAUA
This is a messenger RNA of Drosophila innubila, 1760 nucleotides long. RefSeq lists its product as uncharacterized. NCBI's taxonomy places the organism in Eukaryota, Metazoa, Arthropoda, Insecta, Diptera, Drosophilidae. The record is from RefSeq and is a predicted model, not a curated record. The transcript is spliced from 3 exons. The coding region runs from base 254 to 1558 and encodes 434 amino acids.